GAAUUAAUAAUUUUCUGGGUUUUGGUGGGUAAUGAGGUGUUAUAAAGGAUAUGGGUUCAUUUGAUAAAUCAAAGGGAUCCGGGUUUUUUGUAGGGUUUUAGAGAGUGUUAAUAAAAGGGGAAAGGAGGAAGAGAGAAGAUAGUAAAAGCAAAAGACGUGGUCUUUCUCAUAUACACAGAUCCCUAUGGAAUGCAGGGUUGCUACCCAGCAUUGCUUGCCUGGAAUUCAUUCUUUUUUUUUAGUUUAAAGAGACUAGUUUUAUUCUCUUCAGACGCUCGGACAGAGACUUUGGUUUGGUGGGGAUUUACAUAGAUUGUAGAGUUUUAAUGUUGUCAUGAGAAAAUUUUCUUGGCAAUGACUUCUUCUGCUACUAGACAACAAAAAUAGCUAAGUUUGAUGAAGGGAGGCAAGAUAUAUUGGUUUAUGAUUAGUUUAUUUCGUUGCCAAUGAUUGAGUUGCCUUGCACAAAGAGAUACUUCUAAGAAAACUCUGUUAGCAAGAAAAGGAAGAGAGAAGUAGACGAUGAAGUCUGUGAAUGAUGAUAGCAACGGCAACACCAAUAAUAACUGGUUGGGUUUCUCUCUCUCACCCCACAUGAAAAUGGAGGUUAAUACUGAACCUCAUCAUCAGUACCAUCAUCAAACUCACCCUCCUCCUACACCUGUUUCUAAUGCUGUUCCUACAAGCUUUUACUUGUCUUCUUCCAACCUUAACCCCACUGGUAUCUGUUAUGGUGUUGGAGAAAAUGGUGCUUUUCAUUCUCCUUUGUCCGUGAUGCCACUCAAGUCGGAUGGCUCACUUUGUAUUAUGGAGGCUCUCACUAGUUCACAAGCAGAAGGUAUUGUGCCAAGCUCAUCACCGAAACUUGAGGACUUCUUAGGUGGUGCGACAAUGGAAAGUCAUCAGUAUGGAAGCCAUGAAAGAGAAACAAUGGCUCUCAGCUUAGAUAGCAUCUACUACCACCAGAGUGCAGCCUCAGAAACUAACCGGCAGCAUUCUUUUGACCUUCUUCAAGAACAAUUACGGCAACAAGACCAACACUUUCCAGUUCAAAACCACCCAUAUUACUUGGGAAUGCCGUGCCAUGGAAUAUACCAGGCACCAUUGGAGGAAGAAACCAAGAAUUGUCACCUUGCUGACUGUGAAUCCCAGAUCCCUCAAAUGGGGGAUGAUGCAUUAAAAAACUGGGUAUCCAGGCACUACACUAAUAGUGCACUGGAGCAGCAGAUGAGUAGUGCCAUGGUUGAUGAUGGAACUUCUGGGUCUGUUGGUGCAAUUGGUUGUGGUGACUUACAGGCUUUGAGCUUGUCCAUGAGUCCUGGUUCGCAGUCUAGUUGUGUCACAGCUGCAAGGCAGAUCUCACCUGCUGCUGCUGACUGUGUGGGCAUGGAAACAAAGAAGCGAGGACCUGGAAAAGUGAAUCUAAAGCAGCCUGUUCAUAGGAAGUCCAUUGACACAUUUGGGCAAAGAACAUCUCAGUAUAGAGGCGUGACAAGACACAGAUGGACGGGUAGAUAUGAAGCUCAUUUGUGGGAUAACAGUUGCAAGAAAGAAGGGCAGACCAGGAAAGGGAGGCAAGUUUAUCUGGGGGGUUAUGAUAUGGAAGAGAAAGCUGCGAGAGCUUAUGAUCUUGCAGCUCUCAAGUACUGGGGACCUUCAACUCAUAUAAAUUUUCCGUUAGAGAACUACAGGGAAGAACUGGAAGAGAUGAAGAACAUGAGUCGUCAGGAAUAUGUUGCACAUCUAAGAAGGAAAAGCAGUGGCUUUUCAAGAGGGGCUUCAAUGUAUAGAGGAGUGACAAGGCAUCACCAGCAUGGAAGAUGGCAAGCUCGCAUUGGUAGGGUUGCAGGAAACAAGGACCUUUAUCUUGGGACAUUUAGCACCCAAGAGGAAGCCGCUGAAGCUUAUGACAUUGCUGCAAUCAAGUUCCGUGGGGUAAAUGCUGUGACCAACUUUGACAUAACUAGAUAUGAUGUUGAAAGAAUCAUGGCCAGCAAUACUCUACUUGCUGGAGAGUUUGCUAGGCGAAACAAGGAGACGGAAUCAACCAAUGAAGCCAUUGAAUUCAACCCAUCAACACACAACAGCGGGGAACAUAUUCAACCACAAAAUGAGAAUGGAAAUGGAUCAGGUUGGAAAAUGGCCUUGUAUCAGACCCCACUGCAACAACCAAAUACUGGCGUUGGGUCACUUGACCACAAAUCCAUGGAUAAUGGAAAUUAUCGUAAUAAUUCCUCCAUCUCAGCAGCCCUUCAAGAUUUGACAGGCUUUGAUUCAGUGAACGCUAGUCAGGCAAUGGUGGAUGAAUCAGCUAAGCUAGGAGGGAAUCAUUUUUCAAAUCCAUCAUCAUUGGUGACUAGUUUAAGCAGUUCAAGAGAGGGUAGCCCUGAUAAAGCUGGUCCAACAAUGCUUUUCGCCCGGCCACCAUUGGCAUCAAAGUUCAUUAGUCCAACAACGGGUGUUAAUUCUUGGUUUCCAUCAGCAGCCCAGUUAAGGCCUGCUGCAAUCUCCAUGGCUCACUUGCCAGUUUUUGCUGCUUGGAAUGACACCUGAGCUGAACCCUUGUAAGUGUUCAGACGAAGAUCCAAAGUUUUGCAUGAACGAUGAAGGAAUUGGCGGUGCUAGGAGAAAAAAGUAUUAAUUACUAUUGCGUAAGAUUUCAAUUAUGGCUUUUUCUUUUCCUUUUUAGUUAUUAGGGGAGGUAAUUGGGGCUUAAUGAAAGACAAAGAUGGGGACCAUGUUGUCUCUCUGUAAGCAAGUGUAAGAAACUUUUGUCAAACUUAAAACUUUUGGCUCAUAUAUGGAAUUGAAAGAUUUGACAAAAUGGAGGGGAGGGAUUUGUGAGAGGUCUAAUGAUUAAA
Pistacia vera is the source of this 2861-nucleotide messenger RNA. Its product is annotated as AP2-like ethylene-responsive transcription factor ANT. NCBI's taxonomy places the organism in Eukaryota, Viridiplantae, Streptophyta, Magnoliopsida, Sapindales, Anacardiaceae. Gene Ontology annotation, biological process: regulation of DNA-templated transcription. The record is from RefSeq and is a predicted model, not a curated record. The transcript is spliced from 9 exons. Gene Ontology annotation, molecular function: DNA-binding transcription factor activity; DNA binding. Bases 523 to 2553 code for a protein of 676 amino acids.